AUGAAGGCACUAAUAGCUAUCUGGGGAGCUAGUGACUUGCAGCAGCAACUGGACGGAGCUGUAAGAAAUAAAGUAAUUUACGAAAAAAUAGCACAAGAAAUGAAGAAAAAGGAAUAUGAAAGAGACUGGACGCAAUGUAGGAUAAAAAUUAAAAACUUAAAAACAAACUACAAAAAAGUAAAGGAUAGCAAUAACAAGACUGGGGAAAGGAGGAAAACAUGUAAGUUUUAUGACGAGCUGGAUAGGAUUCUGGGGCACCGACCAGCCUCCGCUCCAUCUUUCCUCGUUGACACAAGCUCUGAGAUGGAGGAAAGGGUGGAUGAGAUUGUGGAGGAUACAGACGAUGGCAGUCAAAUUCAGCCACAGUUUCCAGUGGAGAGUGCCGGUGCUGUGGCCAAUACUGAAGGAGAGGCCAGUACCUCUGAAAAGGAGAAAACAGAUGAAUGUGCUCCCCCUAAAACAAAAAACCCCAGAAAAAACAAGACAGAAGGCUAUGGAGAGGCAGACGGAGACAUUCUUAAGCUACCAGAGAGAAGCAGAGGAAAGAUUUGAAAAAAGAGAGGAAGAAAGAUGGGAUAAAGAGAGAAAAUUAGAAGACGUGAGAAGAAAGGAGGAACAGGCACACCAACUACAGAUGAUGCA
Molecule: messenger RNA, 642 nt
Organism: Halichondria panicea
Lineage: Eukaryota; Metazoa; Porifera; Demospongiae; Suberitida; Halichondriidae
Exons: 3
Coding region: 1-552 (183 amino acids)
Source: RefSeq, a predicted model, not a curated record